Molecule: messenger RNA, 1314 nt
Organism: Culex pipiens pallens (northern house mosquito)
Lineage: Eukaryota; Metazoa; Arthropoda; Insecta; Diptera; Culicidae
Product: phospholipid phosphatase 5
Exons: 3
Coding region: 219-1145 (308 amino acids)
Biological process (GO): phospholipid metabolic process
Molecular function (GO): phosphatidate phosphatase activity
Source: RefSeq, a predicted model, not a curated record
CUAAACCGUGCACAGUCGGGUCGAAGCCAGCCGGAGGUGAAGAGUGUCAAAAAUCUUCCACCCAGGAAGAGGAAUCAUUUUUUGGAGCCUCUAAAUUUAUUCGCUUUCUCCAUCGCAACUCUAAACUAGUUUCGUGAAAUAGUGUGCCAAAUUGGCAAACAUUUUUGGCAAGUUCCGGAUGACGUGGUCGGGUUAAAUUUACGACAAAAAAAAACAAGAUGAACAGAAACGGUGGAACUGGCGGGACUGGGACCGUGACGGCGACGGCGACCGCUGCCGUGACCCAGCGAUCCAACUCCAGCCCGGAAAUCAACCUGUUCCAGGAAAUCAUCCUCCGGUUGGCGCUGUUUGCGGUGUACAUCUUCUUCGAGUUCCAGGACCCGUUCGUGCGAAAAAUCCACCCGGAGGAAAUGUGGCUGUACCGGAACCCGCGCACCGAGAGCUACGUCCCACUCACCACCCUUUACCCGUCCGUGUUCUGCCUGGUGGGAGCGGUCUUCCUUACCUUUUACUACCACAGCCGAAACUUCCGCGAGCUCAAGUGUGCCGUGCUGGGAAUAACGCUUGCGGACACGCUGAACGGCGUCGUGACGCACUCGAUCAAGGCCGCCGUCGGACGACCCCGGCCCGACUAUCUGUGGCGGUGCUUUCCGGAUGGAAACUUCAGGGAGGACAUGGUCUGUACGGGGGACUACCGGGACAUUCGGGAUGGGCGGAAGAGUUUCCCCAGCGGUCACUCGUCCUUUGCAUUUGCCACCCUGGGCUACCUUUCGCUGUAUCUGUUCGCCAAGCUGCACGUGUUUACGCGGAGAGGUCGAGGCCAAUCGUGGCGUUUGCUGGUGGCAGGUUCUCCGCUGUUGAUGGCAGCGAUGGUUGCGAUUUCGCGAACUUGCGACUAUCACCACCAUUGGCAGGACAUCUCGGUGGGUUCGAUGAUCGGAGCGGUUCUGGCUUACGUCGGUUAUCGGCAGUAUUACCCUGCGCUGAACUCCCAGCUGUGUCAUCUUCCGUAUGGCAGCGGGGACGCGUUGGUGCUGGCGUGUCCUUCCAGGAAAGGAACCUUCAAACACGAGUCUUCCAGUGUAGAUUCCGAGCAGGAUGCGCUACUGGGUGACGACAAGGUAGGUGACUCAAAGUGGACCUGAUCUUCAACGAACGUUACUACAGUAUAACGAGUCCAAUAGCUUAGUGAGUAGAUUUAUUAAUUGUGAAUUGUACACGAUUUUACAAACGAAACGUCCCUAACAGUUUUACAAAAACAACAAACAAAAAAUGCAUGAAUACAGGAAAAAUAACGCAAGUGCGACUACUCUU